AUGGCGCUGUUCUCGCUGCUGCUGGGGCUCGUGGCCUGCUCCAGCCAGGCCGUGCUGCCCUCCGGCUACCGCGGCGACCCGCUGGUCGUGGAGACCAAGAGCGGGCUGGUGCGCGGCCUCUCCAAGACCAUCUCGGGCCGCGAGGUGCACGCCUUCCUCGGCGUGCCGUUCGCCAAGCCGCCGCUGGGGGCGCUGCGCUUCCGCCGGCCCGUGCCCGUCGACCCGUGGCACGGCGUGCUGGACGCCACCCAGCUGCCCAACAGCUGCUACCAGGAGCGCUACGAGUACUUCCCCGGCUUCGAGGGCGAGGAGAUGUGGAACCCCAACACCAACGUGUCGGAGGACUGCCUGUACCUGAACCUGUGGGUGCCGCAGCGGCUGCGCAUCCGGCACUCGGGCGACUCGGGCCAGCGGCCGCGCGCGCCACUCCUCGUCUGGAUCUACGGCGGCGGCUACAUGUCCGGCACCUCCACGCUCGACAUCUACGACGCCGACAUCUUCGCCGCCAUGACGGACGUGAUCGUGGCGUCGAUGCAGUACCGCGUGGGCGCCUUCGGGUUCCUGUUCCUGCGGCCGUACUUCAACGGCGACGCCGAGGAGGCGCCGGGCAACAUGGGCAUGUACGACCAGGCGCUCGCGAUCCGCUGGCUGCGCGACAACGCCGAGGCGUUCGGCGGCGACCCGGCGCUCGUGACGCUGUUCGGCGAGUCGGCGGGCGGCGGCUCGGUGACCGCGCACCUGGUGUCUCCGGUGACGCGCGGGCUGGCGCGGCGCGGCAUCGUGCAGUCGGGCACGCUCAACGCGCCCUGGAGCUACAUGAGCGGCGAGACGGCGGCCGCCAUGGCGCGCGGCCUCGUCGACGACUGCGGCUGCAACUCGUCGCAGCUGGCCGACACGCCCAGCAAGGUGAUGGCGUGCCUGCGCGCCGUCGAGCCCAAGACCAUCUCGGUGCAGCAGUGGAACUCGUACUGGGGCAUCCUCGGCUUCCCCGCGGCGCCCACCAUCGACGGCGUGUUCCUGCCCAAGCACCCGCUGCAGCUGCUGGAGGAGGGCGACUACAAGGACACCGAGAUCCUCAUCGGCAGCAACCAGGACGAGGGGACGUACUUCAUACUGUACGACUUCAUCGACUACUUCGAGAAAGACGGGCCGAGCUUCCUCCAGAGGGACAAGUUCCUCGACAUCAUCAACACCAUCUUCAAGAACAUGUCCGAGCUGGAGCGCGAGGCGAUCAUAUUCCAGUACACCGACUGGGAUCGCAUGAACGACGGCUACCUGAACCAGAAGAUGAUCGCCGAGAUGGUAGGCGACUACUACUUCAUAUGCCCCACCAACCUGUUCGCCCACAUCUACUCGCAGCACGCCAAGGUCUACUACUACUACUUCACCCAGAGGACGAGCACCAACCUGUGGGGCGAGUGGAUGGGCGUGAUGCACGCCGACGAGAUCCAGUACGUGUUCGGCCACCCGCUCAACAUGACCAUCCCGUACAGCGACAAGGAGCGCGAGCUGAGCCUGCGCAUGAUGCGGGCCUUCGCGCAGUUCGCGCUCACCGGGAACCCGGCCGAUAAGGACGUGGAGUGGCCGCCCUACACCGCAGAGCACCCGCAGUACUACAUCUUCCACUCCGAGAACAACGGCCUGGGGCGGGGGCCCCGGUCGCAGGCGUGCGCCUUCUGGAACAAAUUCCUGCCGAGGCUGAGUGGCGUCCAAGGUGCCAGCCACGGCUGCAGCAGCGGCGUGGUCGGCAUGAAGGAGCUGAGUGGCUGCAGCCCCCUCGCAGCACACGCCCUGCCGGCGCUGCUGGCGGGCUACCUGCUGCUGCUGGCGGCGCUGCGCAGCGUGUAGGAGGGGCUACCCUCACCCUCUCUCGAGUACCAGCACGUGAUAGCAGAGCAACACGCAGGCACGUAGCUCCCAGGGAGUCUCUUAGGAUUUUUUUUUCUUCGGAAGUUGGCAGCCACGUCGCGUGGCUCACAAAAAUGGCGAGAGUUGUUUAUUUUCCCAAGAAGGCUUAGCUUGCACCCGGUGCACAAUGAAAAAAAAAAAACCAAGUUAGUACGAUGGUUAAAACAAGGGUUGGGGAAAAAAAAUAAAGUGGAGUCCUGCCAGAGUAGCUAGCAGACGAGAGAGUUUCGCGGCUACGAAGCAGAUUUGUGGAUGGUGUCCUUGGUACAGCGUGUUUACGGUACUUUACGAGAUCCGUUUUUUGAACCCCUCCAUCAUCCCUCCCCAUCACACACGGGGGUUUCUGCAAACUUGUCAUGCAAGUAGUAUUUUUUGAAAGGGAGGGAAAAUAAAAAGUGCACACCAGCACAUAUUAUAUAUACAUACACUCCAUUUUUUUUUGUAUGUCACACGGGCAGCAAACGUAUCGUGUAUUUUACGCCUUGUAUAUAAUAUAUACCGUAUACUCCUGGCAACGCCUACUGCAUUUUUGGUGUUUGAUGCACUCUGCAUAGCUUCAGCGCGCCAAGUAACUGAAGCUGUAAGCUACCGCGUUGUUUUCUUUUCCACACGACUGUACGUAGGAAUCCUCCUGUAAAUAUCACUGACAUCUCAAGAAACGGACUAUCAUUAUUUUCUUACGUGUAAUUGCAAUGUGUAUUUUGCGAUGGAAUUCAGAGAACGUGGCUGGAUAUUUCCAUUUUUUCAAAGGGUUUAAGAAUGUAAGAAUUUUCGUCGUAGCGCAUAAUUGUAUUAGAAUGUAGACAAAUAAUAGUACAAAGUUUAAUGUACACUUCCUAAACCCACUACGUCACUGCAUACUGGUAUUUGGAACACAGUUGUAUUUUGAAGUAAUUGACGACUUAUUGAUGGGAAAGAAGCCAGCCAGUUCCCCUCUAUCUCUCUCUGCUCGCAGUUUUACAUGAGCACAGAACAGAAACUAUCUUAUAAAUGAAACAUAUCAGUGAAAAUCACAAAUCGAUACAUAUCAAUGAGUGCAAUUCCAAAAUGACUUAUUGUUGUACUUAUAGCUUUAUAUAUAUACAUAUAUAAAACAUUUUCUUGCACUUUGUAUUGUACACAGAUAUUUCGUACACAUUUUAUGAUGACGAAUUGUCAACAGUUCUUGCUAGUCAAAUAGUGCCUAUCAAUAGAAAACAUUCCAAUUACAAACCUUGCUCUGUUAAUCACUGUAUGAAACCUUAAAUGUGACAGCAUGUGUAGUUCUUAUAAAAAAUAAUAAUUUGGCUUUCUAACUUAUUCAAAAUUUGUUUCAAUUGUAAUGGAGAAAUCAGAUUGUUUCGAAUAAUGUCUGUGAUAGUAAAACUGUUUUAAGCAUUAUGUGAACAAUGGAUUUAGAAUAAAUAGACAUAAAUAAAGCUCAAACUAUAUUUUUAGAGUAAACAAUGGCAAAACUCUCAAAAUAGCAUACAUACGAAAAUUCUCCACUACCAGCAAUCAACAGCUAAGCAAACAUUUAAAUAGCAGUAAUAAACUGAAACUGAAUCAAUUUUUAUACGCUGUUAUACGAACAAAUUUAACUCAAAAAGUUUUAGUAAUGGUCUAUUUAUUCUGCUGUCUAACGAGCUACAGUCACAUUUGAACUGCUUCUUAAAGGCUAAGCUACUGUGCCUAUUUUUACUCAAUUUCUAAACAAUUUUUCUACACUGCAUCUUCUACGAAACAUUUUUUAGCAAGUAUGUAUUUAUACACCACGCAAUAUUUUUAAGUCUGUGCAUUUACCCAAAUAAACAGAUAUUUCCACGGGAAAAUAUUAAUUGAUUUAACUUUUGGCCAAUAAGAAGUGUCUUUACCAAGAGUCUUGAAUGUUUUAAUACGUAUGCAAACUGAGAUAAUGGAAGAAAACCUCUGUGGGUCACUUUAUACACCAUAAAUUGUAUCGUCCACUCUGUGACGUAUUAAUGGUACUAUAAUUUUUAUAUUAAACAAAAUUUUUCACAAUAUAUACUUUUGUGAUAGUUGUGUUGAUAAAUAUCAAUAAAUUUAUGUACUUCCUAAAUAAUUUGAAGGUUGCAUAAUAUAUUUAACUAAGCAGGUAUAACACUUGAUGUAUUUAAAUUUUUUCCUAAAAUAAACAAUAUAUUUGAGACAUUCACCAUAAUUGAUGUGAGCUAAAAAAAAAAGACAUUUUGUUUAAAUAAUUUAUAUGUAAUUGAUUUUUUGUCAAAUCUGUGGUACAGUUGAAUUUUCAUGUACGAAUUCUUUUACUUUAUUUAUUUGUUACCUGUUCCUACCUGCAUAGAAUAUGAGUGUUUUGUGAAGGACAAUAUAUGUUAAUUUUUGACCAUUUCUCUGAUUUUGAUACUAUUAUCGAAUCACGUUUAUUACUUUUAAUUAAAAAUUGUUAAACAAAUAAUUUACUUCAUAAUAGUGUGCGAAUUUGUAAAGUUAUUAAAAAAUUAAACACGCGUAUUUACAAUAUAAAUACUUUAUUUCAACGAAAAUAGUAUACAAUAUCACAAACCAAUAUUAUUAAAUUUUUUAUAACAGUUUCUAAAAUAUAGUCACUUAAAUAAGAGUAUUUUAUUUUGAACCAAAGCAAGUUUUCUUGAGGAUUAUUUCGCUCACAAUUCGGAAAACUUUAUAUUCAGUCGACACUGCUAUGUUAUACAAUACUGAGUUAAACAAUAUGGUGGUGGUAAACAGUGUUCAAUUGAGAUCAUUAUUUUAUAACACAUGGCAAGAAUACCUCAUAAAGUUUAACCAGCAGUUCUAAAGGUGUGUAGUUACACAAAUAUAAAUCAGGUUAUCUAAAUAUUUUAGUAACAUUAUUACUGAGUUCCUUAUUGACAUAAACUUAAUGCUCGGUGAAAUGUGUCGCGUGUGAAGAGGCCGAUUAACAUUAAUAAACAAGUAUUUAUUACAAUCGGACUCUUUUCAAAAGUUUUCAUGAAAUUGCUAUUUCGAAGUAAUCUUGAAAAAUAAAGUUGUUGGCUUGUUCUGAUUGUGGUACUUCGAAGGUGCGCAAAAUUAUAAGUUAUAAUUAUAAAGCUGUACAUCCUGAAAAGUAACAUCGCUGUACUUAAUAAUGCGUAAAUGACACCUCAAAAUAAA
This is a messenger RNA of Bacillus rossius redtenbacheri, 5022 nucleotides long. RefSeq names its product acetylcholinesterase-like. Gene Ontology annotation, cellular component: plasma membrane. Gene Ontology annotation, molecular function: acetylcholinesterase activity. The transcript has 6 exons. The record is from RefSeq and is a predicted model, not a curated record. Gene Ontology annotation, biological process: choline metabolic process; acetylcholine catabolic process in synaptic cleft. The coding region runs from base 1 to 1848 and encodes 615 amino acids. Lineage: Eukaryota; Metazoa; Arthropoda; Insecta; Phasmatodea; Bacillidae.